AUGGAGGAAGCUGAGCGAACACCGGGACCGAGCAGCCAUUCCCACGUGUAUAGCACAAGCAGCACAGCGCCCUCUGCCGGACACUCGGCAGCACUGCUAGUUAAAGGAACAGCGGGCUAUACCAUGUUCGCUUUCAGGGGGAGGAGGGAGAGUUUAAGCAGUUGCCCAGAGGCUGCCAUCACGCAAUGCUUGGUAUUUAGCAGCUCAGGGAGGAUAUCUCCACCUAACUGGCCCCUUAGCAGCGCUGGGUUUAGGAAAUACCCGAGAGCCUGCCAUUACUUCUGUAUAGCAGAGCCCAAGGGACCCCCCUGCAGGAUGGACCCAGCCCAGGGAGCCAGCAUUGCCUCUGCCCCACACAAUCCAGGGAGCUACCAAUACUCUGCAUGUGAUAAAAGCCAAUGUUCCAUUCCAAGUUACUGA
Molecule: messenger RNA, 420 nt
Organism: Pelobates cultripes (western spadefoot toad)
Lineage: Eukaryota; Metazoa; Chordata; Amphibia; Anura; Pelobatidae
Source: the annotation of a GenBank genome assembly